CGUUAUUUAGUGACUUUAUGGCCUCGCUAUAAAACUAUACAAAUUACAUAUAAGUAGCUGCAGACAAAUGCAGUGAAAGUUAAAAAUUUAUUACCACUAGUGAAAGUGUCAUCUUUUUCAUGAUGAAUUGUAGUAUAUUGUGAAUGCAUAGUGUUUCGCUUAUUUACGAGUAAAUUUAAAUAAUGUUAUUAACUAAAAUGUAGAUAAAGCUGAUGGAUGAAUUUUACAGCCGUGUCUCAAUGUAUAUUUAUAAUACAUUUUUAUGAAAUGCAGGCGAAAAAACGUUAUAUUAUUCUUAUUGCAACUUGCAUUAUUUUAUUAUAUGGGUUUUAUACUGUGCUCAACUUUAAAUCUGAGUUAGUCCAACGAAGUCGUCGUGAUCAACUACCAACAUUCGCAUCAUUUGAAGAUCUAUCAGAGGCACCUUCAUUACUACAGAGGCAACCACGAUCGACCUCAAAGCCAUGUCGAAUGGAGACCUGUUUUGAUUUUACUAAAUGUGGGGAUGAUCCAAAAAUAUAUGUGUACCCCACAGAGGGUCCCGUGAGUGCCUCAUAUAGGAAAGUCUUAUCAGUUAUCAGAGAAUCACGCUAUGCGACAAGGGACCCCAACGAAGCGUGUUUAUAUAUACCUGCCGUCGACACGUUAGAUGCAGAUCCUCUCUCGCCAGAACAUGUUCCAGAUGUUGCUUCACGACUAUCUCGAUUACCUUAUUGGAAAAAUGGCCGAAACCAUUUAAUUUUUAAUCUAUAUGCCGGGACAUGGCCUGAUUAUGCUGAAAACGCUCUCGGUUUUGAUCCCGGUGAUGCAAUAUUAGCCCGUGCCAGCGCUUCAGAGACAGUGUUUCGUGAAGGAUUUGAUAUAUCCUUGCCAUUAUUCCAUAAAGAACACCCAGAAAAGGGAGGGCAACCCCCAUCAGCUACUGCAAAUACGUUCCCGGCACCACGUAAACAUUUACUAGCAUUUAAAGGAAAAAGAUAUGUACAUGGUAUUGGUAGUGAAACGAGAAACUCUCUCUGGCACUUGCAUGACGGCAAUAACCUUAUCUUAGUCACUACUUGUCGUCAUGGAAAAUCAUGGAAAGACCUAAGAGAUGAAAGAUGUGAUGAAGAUAAUCGUGAAUAUGAUAAGUUCGAUUAUGAGCAGCUGUUGUCGAAUUCUACUUUUUGCUUGGUAGCACGUGGCCGACGAUUGGGCUCAUAUCGGUUUCUUGAAGCGUUGGCUGCAGGCUGUGUACCUGUUUUACUAAGUAACGGCUGGCGUUUACCCUUUGAUGAACGCAUUGAUUGGCGUCGUGCUGUGAUUUGGGCGGACGAGCGGCUACUUUUGCAGGUACCCGAGCUUGUACGUUCAGUUUCACCCGAACGUGUUCUGGCUCUACGGCAACAAACGCAGCUUUUGUGGGAGCAAUAUUUUUCAUCCAUCGAAAAGAUAGUUUUCACUACGAUUGAGAUUAUAUUAGAGAGGAUAUCAGCCCAUAGAACGUCGCGACAGCGGGAAGCACUUAUUUGGAAUGCUUCUCCUGGAGCGUUGGGGACGCUUGUUUGCUAUGGAGAUUCGAGAGCGCAUUUGCCAUUGGGUGUGGCCGCGCCGCCCGCACCGCGAGCCCCACAGGCGCCGCCGUCUCCGUUGCCCGCGCCUUCUGUACCACUGACGGCACCGCCGCCCACCAGUAGUGGUACAUACACUGCCUUGCUGUACGUGCAAGCCACUUCGCCAGCUCUGCACAAGUUGCUCGCUAACAUAGCCAACAGUGAAUUCUGCGAGAAGAUUGUGCUAGUGUGGGACAGUGAACGCGCGGCACCAUCGUUGAAGUCUCUGUCUAGAGUAGCAGGAGACACACGUGAACCACUUCCAGUCUUAGUCAUAGACGCUACUACUCAUUAUCCUGGGGAAGGAGUUUCUGCUAGGUGGAAACCCCUUUGGGCUGUUCCUACGGCUGCUGUGUUUUCAUUGGAUGGAGAUGCACCCUUGCUUGCAGAAGAGUUAGACUUCGCAUUUAAAGUGUGGCAGAAUUUUCCUGAACGAAUUGUUGGCUAUCCAGCUAGAAGUCACUUCUGGGACGAAGCAAAAGGUGCUUGGGGGUACAGCAGUAAAUGGGGCGGGGCAUAUUCAAUGGUAUUGCCGGGCGCGGCGCUAGUGCACCGCGCCACCCUCGCGCUGUACGAGGCGAGCGCGCCGGCGCUGCGUCACGCCGUGCGCCGCGCGCGCAACUGCGAGGACAUCCUGCUUAACUGUCUGGUGGCGCACCUCACGCGCCGCCCGCCGCUCAAGCUGGCGCAGCGGCGCCGGUAUAAGGCGGCGCACCACCGCUACAAGUCCCCUUGGAGUGAUCCGGAGCACUUCGUUCAGCGGCAAUCCUGUUUGAACACUUUUGCGACAGCGUGGGGCUAUAUGCCACUGAUGCGUUCCGUUCUCCGAUUAGACCCCAUAUUAUUUAAAGAUCCCGUAUCUACAUUGAGGAAGAAAUAUAGAAAAAUGGAAUUAGUAGCAUCAUAAAUCUCUUUCCUAAAUAAAAUCCUCGUGGUUUUUAUUAAGUAGUUAUCAUAUAAUAACAAUAAUACAGAUAUUGAUGCUGAACAAUAGACUUCGUUUUCCGAUUAAACUUAUAAAUAUAUAUGAUAUAAUAUGUUGGUCAGUUUGAGAAAAAAAAAGCAACAAAAUGUGACACCGCUCGAAUUUUAUAAUGCAAUAAAAUUUCAUUUGUUAUAUUGCACGUGAUAUAACAAUCUGGCGUCUGGAUGAUUUGUAAAUUCAUUCGCUUGAAAUUAUCAAAACAUAUUUUAUGGGGGAUGCAUAAUUGCACUUUUGACCUUCGUUUGUUAUGGACGCAAUAGUAACCUUUUUAUAAAAAAAAAAAUUCAUUGGUUUGAAUUCUGAAAUGCGAUUUUUUAAAACAAAACCUUUUUUAUUCUUUUAAGGGACUUGGCCCAAAUUAUCCAUACCUGCCCCAUACUAACCUGACCAAACAAUUUGAUUUUAAUCAAUUAAUAUUCAUUACACAAAAAUUUUGCUCCUCCGAUAGCGGGUUGACUAGAAAACAAAGCAUUCGUUAACCACACCAUAUAGGAAAAGUUAAGGAAAGUGGUUCUAAUUCUAAUCCAUCCUGAUACCUGGGCCGUGUGGAUUAUUUUGAUGUAUUUUUUUUCUCAAAGUAUUUAAUUAUGAUAUUAUGAAUCUCCUCAGUUUGCUGCAAACGGCCAUGAGAGAUGAGAGACAGUUGGCAGUUAGGCCCUUUUAUUAUCAUUUUCCACCUUUAUUCAUUGUUUGUUCCUUGUAGUCAUUUUGUAAAUUGGUCCUUGUGUAAUUUUUUAUGUUAAGUAUAGUUUGCAUUUAAAAAAUAUUUUUUAAUAAGUUGUGCAUGUUCGAGUUGUUAGAUUACUUUGACGACGACGACGACGAUGAUCACGUUUCUGAUCCAUCUUAUUUUUAACCUGUUUAUAAUAAUUAUGUACAUAAAUAAUACGCUGAAAAUUCAGAAACCGAAGAGAAACUUAUUUUCACGGAUGUGACAAAUACUUCGUCCAUUUUCCUUUCAACCGUUUGCAGAGGAGACCCUGAGGUGCUGGUUGUCGUUUGUAAUGUAAAUGAUCUAAGUUGGAAUUCAUACUUAUACUCUAUACGCUGACGGAUUGACCAUAGAUAAAAAAUAUACAGGCGCCAAAGUAGUCAAUAUGUGGCAGUGUAUUUUCCAUUGCCUGGGAGGAGUGUUUUUUUUUUAAGUUGACUACUUAUUACAUAUUUAUUUUUAUUUAUUUAUUUGUUUAGUCAGGCAACGUAGGCCCAUAGAUAAAUACCUUAUAGUCUAACAUAAAUACAGAUAAAGGUAAUACAUUAAAUGUUAGUAAUUAAAAAAUAAUAAUAACUAUGUUAGUAGAAACCUAAUUAACACGUAUAGACGGCGACGUGUGACGCGGAGUGGUGUCAGGUAGCCGGCCUCGGAACCGCCGGAACACAACACCUUUCGGCCAAAAAUCUUCUUUCAUGAACGUCGCCAGAUGUUCGGUUGGCACCCGCACCACAAAGGAAUUAAAAUUCACAUUGUGACGGGACUCCAACCGUGCGACUCUGAGGGAGAAUUUGGUCUUAAUCCGCAGGUACUCUACGAUCUCCUCUUCUUUCGUAGAGUAAUGCAGUCGGGACACGUACACAGCGGUGUCGUCGGUAUUGCAGGACGCAGCAGAUGGUUCGGUCCGGUCGGGGCGGCACCACACAGAUUGCGGCGAAUGGGCUUCCUCUUCUUCCUUUCCACUUUAAUGAAACCCUCUUCGUCAGAAAUCCGCUUUUGUGACGCUGCCGGAGUAGCACGUUGGAUGCUGAGUUUGCUACUCUUCUAUGUUGGUUGUUUACUACGACGCUCGCAAUUCGGAACCGCAUCAACGGGUCGGCUGGCGGCUGCAGCUGCGUAAGCACGUUGCGGUGUAGACGUGCAUGCGCUUGACGUCUCCGGUGUGACGGAGGGGCGGGCGGCGGCGGCGGGGCGCGAGUCAUCGCUCGCGGUGACGGCGGCCGGUGACGCACUCGCAGGCGCCGACUCAAUGCCGCUGACGGAUGCAUUUUGCGCCCCACGACGUGUGUUCACGUUAGAGGCUUCGGGUGACCUACUUGCGCAGGCAUUGUUGCUUAAUAAGUCUACCUGAGCUCGCAACUCACCGAUCGAUGGUGUUAUUCGCGUCCUCCAACUUGCUCACUACAUCGGCCAGGCUAGCUUUCAGGAAGUCGAUGUCCUUCAGCAGCCUGGUGACAUCGACGUGGUCGAACGUGACCGGGGGCAGCUUGUGCAGCUCCUUCGCCAAGAAUGUAGGCACGUCGUCCGGAUCCGUCUCCUUUAGCAGGGUGAUUAUAUCCUGCAUACUCUUUUCUGUUCCAUCCCUCCGUCGAGAUGGCAUCUUGUCUUGCCUUGCCGACACACCUAACAGCAGCGCCUUGUCAAUGCAAACCUCAUCCUCCUUGAAGUUGGACAUACAGAUUUGCAGAAUGCUGACCUCGUCCAUGGUGUCAAUGGCGUAUUGUAUAAACGCCAACAACUCGUUAGCUAUGAGUUGAUCGGAACUCAUUGCUACCGACUCACGACGGCUGUUGCCGUGUGGAGCGCGAAUUAAAUUCUUACUGUACAGUGGCACACGACCGCUUGCAAGUACGCAUCGCACUGCACUGCGAUAUACAUACACUACUCUAAUUAUUACAAGGGAAAUUUUGCGAAACGGUCGCAUUUGCAAGUAACCUACCUACUGACUGUCCGUCCGCGUAAGAGGAAUUUAUACAUCAUAAUUUUCAGGUCAAUCUAGACUAGACAUUCAAAGUUACAUUUAGCUGGAAGUGAGGUAAAUUGUUCAAAACAUAAAUUAACAUUUAAAUAUUUCUCAUCGUUCCGGUACUUAUAAAACAAUUGACUCGAGGUCAACAGUUAAAAGGUACCUUUUAUCGUAAAAUUACCUCAGACGAAAAUUUUAGAUCAUAAUAUUUUCUAAAAAAAAGUUAUGUAUAUUUUUUCCUAAGAGCCAGAGCCACUCUUGAGAUAUAACGAUUCAAAAAGUUGUCAGCAUCAUAAUAUGCACACGUUUCCACGCAACCUCUGAGGUACUGUACUUACAUCGUUUUUUUAACGUGGUUUCCCCAGUAGGCCUAUUCCAUUAGUCUGUUGUGAUGUGAUUCUGUUUAAUUGGGAACUUGCAUUAUAACAAAUAUUAGCAAGGGUUCGAAAAGCGAUGGAAAUUAAAAAACAGUAGAAAAAAUUAUUCGUCCGAUUCAUAAUAUUUAAUUACUUAUUUAUUACUGUUCUUAUUGUUGUUUUUCUUGAUCUUCUUGAUAUUCUUUUAUAUCAUGGGUAUAAGUGAAUUAGUAAAUUUAUAUAUCAACCCACAUUCUUAUUUUUC
This is a messenger RNA of Chilo suppressalis (striped riceborer), 5876 nucleotides long. NCBI's taxonomy places the organism in Eukaryota, Metazoa, Arthropoda, Insecta, Lepidoptera, Crambidae. The record is from the annotation of a GenBank genome assembly.